Molecule: messenger RNA, 1519 nt
Organism: Empidonax traillii (willow flycatcher)
Lineage: Eukaryota; Metazoa; Chordata; Aves; Passeriformes; Tyrannidae
Gene: CIB3
Product: calcium and integrin binding family member 3
Exons: 7
Coding region: 475-1038 (187 amino acids)
Molecular function (GO): calcium ion binding
Source: RefSeq, a predicted model, not a curated record
CUCCCUCCGUGAGGGGAACGGGCAACGAGCUCCGUCCGACCCUCCGUGAGGGGAGCGGGGAAUAAGCCCCGUCCGACCCUCCGUGAGGGGAACCGGGCCGGGACUGCCGCAAUAUGUGGAAUAUGUCAAGAUUCUCCUAAGUCAGGAUGUUUUUUGGUGUACGCUCUUUGUGUACUUUUAAGCCUCAUCAGCAAGGGAGUCUAAUGAGCGCAACGGGCAGCAGGAGCAUCCCUUAGUCAAGGACAUCUGGGAAAUAACAAGAUUUAAGGAUGUAGUAAAUCAAGAUGUUGAUGUACGUCUAUGAAUACAUGGCUAACUUGGCAAAAGACUUAAGCCUGUCGAGGUUGGUUACCUGAUCCUCGGCCGUACCUGAACCUCAUUGUUGCAGCGUUUAAUAACUGAAUAUCCAGACGACCUAUAAAGGUGCCUUUGGGGAAAGAAUGAUGGGAAAAGAGUCGACGUUCCCGGCUCGAAAUGGGCAACAAGCAAACCAUUUUCACUCAAGAGCAACUGGAUGCAUAUCAGGACUGCACAUUUUUCACAAGGAAAGAGAUCCUGAGGUUGUUUUACAGGUACCGAGACCUGGCCCCUCAGCUCGUUCCCCUCGACUACACAGACAAACCAGCUGUGACACUGCCCUACGAGCUCAUUGCCAGCAUGCCGGAGCUCAAGGACAACCCGUUCCGGCAGCGGAUCGCAGAGGUGUUCUCCGAGCACGGCGACGGCAACAUGACUUUGGAUGAUUUCCUGGACAUGUUCUCAGUGCUCAGUGAAAUGGCUCCCAGAGACCUGAAAGCUUAUUAUGCUUUUAAAAUUUACGAUUUUAACAACGAUGAUUACAUAUGCAAAUCAGACCUAGAGAAAACUGUCAACAAAUUAACCCGGAAUGAGCUGACCCCAGAAGAAGUCAGCCUUGUUUGUGAAAAGGUCAUUUACGAGGCUGACGCGGACAAUGAUGGCAAACUGUCCUUGGGAGACUUUCAGCACAUGAUCCUCCGAGCCCCAGAUUUCCUCAGCACAUUUCACAUUAGGAUCUGAAUCCAGUGAAACACAUGGAUGGAAGCACUUCUGGAACCUUAAAAAACUAUCACUUCACCCAAGAUUACCAACCACAAGAGCACAAAAUGAGAGGGGCAAAGACUUUGGUUGCUUCAGACUUCAGAAAACUGUUCUUGUUUUCCUCUUUUAAAGGAUCAAUUAAUUAAGCUCUGCAUCAAGAUUUCCCUGGAAUUUACCAAAAUGUCUAUUCCACCCUCAGCUAGAGCAAACCUGGCCUGGACAGUGAGAUGGGAAGUAUUCUUUUAAAGUUCAGAUACCACCAGGCAGUAAAGGAGCUUGUAUAGCUUCUAAAAAUUCCCAAGAAAAUGCCUUAACCAGGAAAAAAACCCACUUGAGAGUAGUUUCCAAAACACUGUGAUUAAUCAAAAUUGUGUAAGCAACUCCUGAUCAUUUACAGUCUUAAUAAAUGCUCCAAUGAAUCAAUUUGCAGAUGUAUUCUCCAGAGUGCAGGAUUUACAAC